AUGUCGGCCGGGCCCUUAAAGGACUAUGCCGGCGUCACGGGCGUUGCCGACCCAGGCGGUGACUCCAUGGCCGAGGACCUCAACCUCUAUUACUCGGCCGGCGACUUCGCGUGGAUCAUGACAUCCUCGGCUCUCGUCUUGCUCAUGGUCCCCGGCGUUGGCUUCUUCUACAGCGGUCUGGCACGCCGGAAGUCAGCCCUCGCUCUGAUCUGGCUAUCCCUGAUAUCCAUAGCCAUCGCAGGGUUCCAGUGGUUUUUCUGGGGCUACUCGCUCACCUUCUCCCAUACGGGCAGCGCUUUCAUUGGAGACCUCACCAACUUCGGCCUGAUGAAGGUGCUCGCCCAACCCAGCGUCGGCAGCACCAAGCUCCCAGACAUACUAUUCUGCCUAUACCAGGGCAUGUUCGCCGCCAUCACCCCCGCCCUCGCCAUCGGCGCCGCCGCCGACCGCGGCCGCAUGCUGCCCUGCGUCGUCUUCAUCUUCAUCUGGGCGACGAUCGUGUACGACCCGAUCGCGUACUGGACCUGGAACGCCAACGGCUGGUCCUUGGUCAUGGGCGGGCUCGACUUCGCGGGCGGCACGCCCGUGCACAUCAGCUCGGGGGCCGCCGCGCUCGCCUACUCGCUCAUGCUCGGCAAGCGCACCGGCUACACGCGCGUGCACGGCCUCCCCUACCGCCCGCACAACGUCACCCACGUCGUCCUCGGCACCGUCUUCCUCUGGGUCGGCUGGUUCGGCUUCAACGGCGGCAGCGCCCUCGGCGCCAACAUGCGCGCCGUCAUGGCCUGCGUCGUCACCCACAUCGCCGCCUGCGUCGGCGGUUUUACGUGGUGCCUGCUCGACUACCGCCUCGAGAAGAAGUGGAGCACAGUCGGCUUCUGCAGCGGCGUCAUCUCGGGCCUGGUCGCCAUCACCCCCGCCGCGGGUUACGUGCCGCCUUGGUCAGCCGUUGUGUUUGGCGUUGUGGGCGGUGUCGUGUGCAACUUUGCGACCAAGCUCAAGUUUGUCCUUGGCAUCGACGACGCCCUCGAUAUCUUUGCGGAGCACGGCGUGGGGGGUGACUACAUCGCCCGCCUUGACGGCUUCACCGAGAUCCCCGGCGGCUGGGUGAAUCAGAACUAUAUCCAACUCGGCUAUCAGUUAGCCGACAGUGUCGCCGGGUUCUCUUACUCCUUCGUCAUGACCUGUGUCAUCCUGUUCCUCAUGAACCUGGUCCCCGGCCUGUCGCUGCGUGCCAGUGCCGAAGAAGAGGAGAUUGGCCUCGACGAUGGCGAGCUCGGGGAGUUUGCCUACGACUAUGUCGAGAUCACCCGUCAUAUUGACGGCUCGAUGACGGGCAUUACUGGCAGUCCUAGCCACAGCAUCAAAGGGGACGUCCCGGAGAAGACCGCAUGA
Chaetomium fimeti is the source of this 1395-nucleotide messenger RNA. RefSeq names its product ammonium transporter AmtB-like domain-containing protein. The record is from RefSeq and is a predicted model, not a curated record. Lineage: Eukaryota; Fungi; Ascomycota; Sordariomycetes; Sordariales; Chaetomiaceae. The transcript has 4 exons. Gene Ontology annotation, biological process: ammonium transmembrane transport. Gene Ontology annotation, molecular function: ammonium channel activity. Bases 1 to 1395 code for a protein of 464 amino acids. Gene Ontology annotation, cellular component: plasma membrane.